Messenger RNA from Nannospalax galili (Upper Galilee mountains blind mole rat), 1031 nucleotides. RefSeq names its product zinc finger protein 621-like. The record is from RefSeq and is a predicted model, not a curated record. The annotation marks the transcript as partial. Gene Ontology annotation, biological process: regulation of DNA-templated transcription. The transcript is spliced from 5 exons. NCBI's taxonomy places the organism in Eukaryota, Metazoa, Chordata, Mammalia, Rodentia, Spalacidae.
UUGCACCCCUACGCCCGGCAAGAAGGCUGCCAAUCUCACCGUUCCUCUCCUCUUUUCCCUUCUUCCUUCUUCCCAUUCUUAUUUACAGAGGUAUAACUUUUUUUACACAGUGCUACUAUUUAAAAUUGGUGCCAAUUACAGAUAAAUAGCUGUAGUGAUUGUGUAACAAGCACAGAGCUGGGAGGCGGGGAGGGACAUGCCAGGGAGCCCCAAGCCGCAGCUGCUCGCCCUGCAGACCGUCCCGCUGCGCACCGGCCUCAAUCUCCAACCGGCAGCAAUUCUGGCAGUCCCUGUGGGCACGCGCCCCAGGAAUCCGCCGCCUUCCUUGGUCAGUGCGAGGUCGGGCUGCCGGGUCACAGAGACGCGGCCUCGGGGCAGCCUAGAGCGUCCCAGGUGCGCUCUCGCUUCCGGGUCAGUAGCUUGGCGGCCCCGGGGCUGGAGAGGAAGAGCGUGGGUUCCAACGAUUUUGAGGGUUCCGACGGUUUUGUCGAUGGCUUGUGGCAGGGUCGGCGCCCUGUCGCAGGCGUUGGACCUUCCUGCGACUUCAGCCUGCGGUGCGCUGACUCUGAUGUGGGGUCCCCAGCUUCCCACGGUGCAACGGGCGCCGUGGGGAACCCGGCCAGCAGCAAUCCGAGCAUCUUCCCUCUGGUUGCAUUCUGUUACGCCUGCCUCUCUGCAGACCCUGGGCUGUCAGUGCCCGCUCCCUGUCCUGUUUGUCCAAGGCCAGAAGACAGUGCAGGAAGCCAGGGAUACCAGUCAUGCUUCAAACCGCUUGGCCUCAGAAAUUGGUGACCUUUGAGGAUGUGGUCGUGUACUUCACGCAGAAUCAGUGGGACAGCCUGCAGCCUGCACAGAAAGCCCUGUACAGGGAGGUGAUGCUGGAGAACUAUGCCCGUGUGGCUUCCCUGGCUGUGUGUCCAUCCCACAAGCCUGUUCUCAUCACCCAGCUGGAGAAAGGUGAAGCUCUGUGGGCCUCAGAGCAUCUGAGAGGCAGCAGUCUUGUUCCAGGGGAUCAACGCCCUCUUCUGAAC